Brassica oleracea var. oleracea is the source of this 2498-nucleotide messenger RNA. RefSeq lists its product as uncharacterized. The transcript has a single exon. Lineage: Eukaryota; Viridiplantae; Streptophyta; Magnoliopsida; Brassicales; Brassicaceae. The coding region runs from base 107 to 2335 and encodes 742 amino acids. The record is from RefSeq and is a predicted model, not a curated record.
ACAAAAUACUAAAAAAGUUCUUUGAAGAUUCUCAAUCUUUUAUCAACAUCAACAAACACACACAAACAGAAGACUCGAGAGAAGUAAGAGAGAAAGAGAUCUAGUGAUGGGGUGCGACUCCCACGGGAAUCUAACCGAUGCAGAGUUCAGCAAACCUUUACCCUCCAUAGGCAUCUACGUAGCUACCGCUUCACUCAUCUGCGGAGCCGCCAUGUUCGCCGACCUUCUCCACGCCUUCCGCCACCGUAAAUACUGGUUCCCCUGCAAGUACUUCUCACUCAACGCCACAACUCUCACUUUCAUCUCCGUCUGCGUCAAACUCUCUUUAGAUCUCAACACUCCCAUGCCUAGUCGCCAAGACCAGCUCGCCAAGCUCAGCAGCAGCGUCUUCUUCUGCGUCGUGAUGGCCAACUCCAUGCCUUCUCUAGGCUUCAUGGUCACUCGAGACCUCCUCAUGAACCUCGUGGCUCUCGGGAUUCUCGUCGUCACCGACGUCGCCAACAUCUGUAUCCAGCUGGGGACGGGCGCCAUCUACGUUUUCACUCGAGAGCACGCUCUCGUCACCGUUCUAAUGCUUCUCGUGUUUAUGAUCUUGAGCUUCUCCGCGAUCGCGAUUCCCGCCACGAAGCGUUACUUGGAGCUCAAGUAUAAGAAGAAGUACGAGUUCGCUUUGAAGGAGUGUCCUUCGUACGCUGAGAGGAGAAAGGGAGUGCCUAAGCUGAGAGAAGAUCUGAUGAAGUUCUGGAUGAUGGCUCAUACCUCUAGCCCUCAGUUCGUGAUGGCUCGCUCCGUCACGUGCACCGCCUCUGGCUUCCUCUGUUUCUUGAGUGCGGCUGCUUUAGCUGAAGCUAUUGUCAGGUCUUACUUCUUGCAGCCGCGGUCGGUUGGAUUCUGUAACGGAGAGUCUGAUUACAAAUGGUCGACCACUCUGGUUCUAGUCUCUCAGGGGGCUGCAAUAGCCUUUGGAACCAUUGCUCCAGCGAGCAGGUGGUUCAGCGCGGUGAACUCGAGGUGUCCAUCAAAGAAAAGUUUGAGAGAUGAGCUGAGAGUAGAGAGCUAUUGGUUCGAGUGUCUCUCCGAGAAGAGAGAACGUCCCUUGAGCCUUUGGAUGCUCCACGGUCGCCGAAGCAGGAAGCUUGCGCACGACGUAAGCAGAUGGAUGCUUGACGUCUGCAUCGCAACGCAGCGUGGGUUAGUCUUGGCUAGCAAGUUUCUCCGUUUCGUCACUGUUUACUUUGUUAGCAGAAUCUCGUUGUGUUGUUUAUUAUUCACCUCCAAAUUCGAGAGUACUGUCUCAAACUCCGAGUCUUCUUCCUCUUUAUCGACGAGACGAUUUGUUCUCCAUCUUGAAGGAGAGGAGGAGCUGGUGGACUACAUGGCGCGCAGCAACCGCGAGGCGACGGAGCAUUUGAUACAGAAGGGUCGGAAACAGCAGCCUGUGAACUUGAUAGAGCUCUUGGAAGCAGCAGCAACAACUUCAAUCUCGCAAGGGUUUGAAGGGAUUUGGGAUUUCGACAGCGAUGAGGUUGUUUCGUUAGCCUCUGGAGAGCCACCUAAUAGCUGGGCGCUUCCUUUAGUAACACUGACGAGUAUAGCUGUUGCUCUUCCCAACGUAAAGCCUUGCUCUUUGAAGAAGUUAGUGAAGGCUGUGAACGAGGCGUUGGUCUAUGUGAAGAAGUUUGAAGACGUUUUGGACACUGAAGGAGAGUUAGCUAACAGCAGGAAAGCUGCUGAAGUGGUUUGGUUAGGAGUUGAUCUCUACCAUAAGUGGCUCGACGUGGAUCUUCGAAAACUAUCUAAACAACAGAAAACAACAAGACAGGUUCUUGAAGAGAUGGUGGGUUUAGCUAAGAAAGAGUUUACAGAGUUGUGGCAGAAGAAUCUGAUAUUUUGCAUGAAGCAUAAGCCUUCUCACUGGCCCAUCAAGACUCUGGCGGCUAACUCUAUGUACCGAAUCAGCCAAACGCUUUUGAACAAGUACGGGUCGAGAGAUGUUGGAACAGAGGAGGAGGCUCUGUUGAAAGAUGUGGAGAGAAUGGUGUUGGACAUAGUGGCGGGAUGCUUUUGCAACGCGGCGCAGGUGAUCGGGAUGAAGUGUUUGGUGACGGCGGUGGAAGUGAGGGAAGAGUCGGUGAGAGAAGCUGCGAUGCAUCUGGGGAGAACGGAGAAGAUACUUGAGAUUGUGGACAGGAGAUGCAUGCCUGCUUUGUCUCAUCACGAAGUGGCGAAGAUUGAUGAGUGGAGAGAGUUUUAUAGGACCAAUAGAUGCAGCAUUUCUUUGACUCGUCCUUCCUCUCAGUGUACCACACGUGACCUCAUUCUCAACCUUGAGUAGUAACACUUUAAUGUGAAGUCUAUAAAGAGUUGAGUUACCUUUUUGUACAUAUGAUAAUGAAAGCAAUAAUAUGCUUUCUGUGUCGGUUGAUGCUUAAGUCAUGCUACCAGCUUUUCUUUCUUGACAAGUAAUAACGACUAUUCCAAAGCUUGUAUUAUUUAUU